UCCAACUUACACAUGAUAACACAAUUAUACGAAAUAUCAGAAACAUAAAACAUGGAUAACGACUUAUUGUUCCGUUCCUCGAUGCACGAUUUUUUUCACGAUGACGAUGACAAUGAAGAUGAAGAAGAACCGAAGCCCGAGGUCAAAAAAUAUUCGUACAAGGAGUACAUGAAGAAGGUGAUGGCCCUGUUUCCAUUGCCGGAGAAGCCGCCGCAUAUGUGUCAUGACGCGUUCAUCAGCAAGUUGCUGGCUCCAUUUGCUUUGGAGAAGCGGCCAGACCGGAAGGCUACUUACGAUGAGGGUGAAAUGGAGUUUACCUUCGAGAAUGCAAACGAGAACUUCCUGGCCAAUCUAUAUUCGACUGACUACAAGGCCCGGGCAACUAUGUAUAUGGCCAGGGCCACCAUGAUGGCCAGGCGAUCCACUGAACGGUCCGUUCUUAGCCUGGAUCAGCGCAAAUCGGCCUUUAAAACGGCUCAAAUGUUCAAGACCCGGUUUCGCAAUUUGAUAUCCGAUUUUCGUAAUGUUUGCGUCAUCUAUCAGCUAGUCCAGCUCCAGGAAAUCCUCAACGUGAUGAGAGAGCAUCCCCCAGCUGGCACUGAUCCCAAUAAUACAAUUUUCGUCUGGUGUUACAAGGAAAAUUUGAAGCGAUUCAAGGAACAAAAUGCUACAGUAUAUAUAGAUAUUUUAGAGGAAAACAAACCUCAAACAACACUGGAUGACCUUAAGUUUUACGUGGACUUAACCGAGAUAAUUCGACUGGUACGGAUACUGCUUAACGAUGUGACCAGGGACAGGGAUCUGUGUGCUCCCCGUGGCUUUAUGGAACAUCUUACUGACACCACCAUGGACAUUGAUAAGAUAAUUGCUUUGCCAUAUGAAACUGUAAUGGCCGAACAUGAUGCUUUGGCUGCGGAAAAUCAGAAUAAGGAAGGGAGGUUUCGAAAUCCUCUUUUGAAAGCCAAGCAGAUUGCCUUAAAAAAAGAACGUUUUCAAAGCGACUACAUCAUGCCGGUGGAGACUCGAUAUAGAGUGAAUUGGACCUACGAUAAGAAGGAACAAUUUCAAUUCAAAGACGACUUACAUUGUAAGGUUUUCACCGAUGAGCUGGAAAAGCUGGCCGAAUUAACCGAAAAGGAUAACCGGGUGCGCCAGAGUGUCACAUAUGAAUACCUCUACCUGAUCGAAUCCUACAAGAAGCGCAUCAAUCAGGUCCAACAGGCCUACGAUGAUGACAUGGAGUCAGCUGAGAACAUCGUGCAGGCCACUCGCAAUCGCGUCAACAAAUGCAAGGAGGACCUGAAAAUGGCCAUCGAUAAGGUGGAAAUGUUUAGACGGAAAACCAAAGAGGUCCGCGAUAAAAUAGCUGAAGAAAAAGAGGCUGAAAGGGCACGACUAUCAGCGGCUCGACCUUCCAAAAGACCAUCUCAGCAAGUCCCUGUCAAGCCCGAAAAGGGUAAAAAGAAGAAAGGUUAAAACUGAAACCAAAUUCAUAUAUUUGGAGUACUUUCAUAACUUUUUACUCACGAUUCAUACAACUUUUAAAUUUUUGAAGUGAUGCCUUAAGGGCAAAGGACUAAUAUC
Drosophila bipectinata is the source of this 1584-nucleotide messenger RNA. RefSeq lists its product as uncharacterized. Lineage: Eukaryota; Metazoa; Arthropoda; Insecta; Diptera; Drosophilidae. The record is from RefSeq and is a predicted model, not a curated record.